Messenger RNA from Didymodactylos carnosus, 797 nucleotides. Lineage: Eukaryota; Metazoa; Rotifera; Eurotatoria; Philodinida; Philodinidae. The record is from the annotation of a GenBank genome assembly.
AUGAGUGGACGCGGUAAACUUAGUGCAAGUAUUAAUGGAAAAAGUAAGAAAAAAGUCAGUUCACAAACACGUAGUUCUCGUGCAGGUUUACAGUUUCCAGUUGGUCGUAUACAUCGACUUUUGAGAAAAGGUCAUUACUCAGAACGUGUUGGCGCUGGAGCUCCGAUAUACAUGGCUGCCGUUUUGGAAUAUCUAUCAGCCGAAAUUCUCGAAUUGGGUAUGUAUAAAUCAUGUGUCUUGCGUUCAUGAUGUAAAUUCGAGAAAUAACCAAACGAAAAAAAUUUUCUCGUUUGAACCAACCUCACAGUUUUCAGUCAAGACUCUUGACUUAAUCCUUUUCUUUUAAUUUUUUUUUCUUAAUCUUUUUUCUCUAAACUCUUGACUCAAGAGUUUAGAGAAAAAAGAAUAAAAGUUAUCACGCAUUUCAGAUGAAAAAACAUGUAAAGUAGCCGCACGUCCAAGUUCAUAUUCGACUUAUUUUGGUACUAGAGACUGUAUCUCUUCGAGCUAUUUAUAGAAGGUUGUCUUGUAAUGAACUUCUGUAUCUUGAAUUUCACUUUUAAAUUUUGAAGAAAUUUUUCGUUUGAAAUUGUUUUUUAUGCAGAAUAGAUUAAUUAAUGCGGCUGAAAAAAAAUUUUUAUUGUCAGUAUGUUGAAAAUGACCGAAUAAACAGGUCAAAAUAUCCAAAUAAAAGGUUUCAAAACAACCGCAUUAAUUAAUCUAUUCUGCAUUAAAUCCUUGCCCAUUACAAUUUUUAAUAUUGAUUAUUUUUUACUUUUUAUUUUAGCUGGAAACGC